This is a messenger RNA of Sinocyclocheilus anshuiensis, 4128 nucleotides long. RefSeq names its product tumor susceptibility gene 101 protein-like. Gene Ontology annotation, molecular function: ubiquitin binding. Gene Ontology annotation, biological process: protein modification process; protein transport; endosome to lysosome transport. The record is from RefSeq and is a predicted model, not a curated record. Gene Ontology annotation, cellular component: ESCRT I complex. NCBI's taxonomy places the organism in Eukaryota, Metazoa, Chordata, Actinopteri, Cypriniformes, Cyprinidae. The transcript is spliced from 10 exons. Bases 304 to 1476 code for a protein of 390 amino acids.
CCGGAAGUGAAACUGCUGUGACGCUCGCGCCACUCGUCUUGUUUAUCUUCAUCGAGAUGAAUGCUGGCCGAUUUUACCUGCAUUUAUUGAGUUCUCAUUAAGUAACUAUUAUUCGGACCGUGUUAAUGGGCUAUUGGGGUGUUUAGAGUGUGUUUGUGUCGGACAGCAGGCGUUAAUACGAGUGUUUCUGGGUCUGUCGGAGUCUUGGCCUGAGCUCAGACACUCGUUUAUUUCACAUUUCACACAUUUAUUCUGUUAUUUCUCUGGAGUUUAGUGUGUUUGUUUCUACUUGUGUAGUAAAUCAUGGCUGUUGUCAACGAAGCAACUCUUAAAAAGAUGCUGAAGCAAUACAAAUACAGAGAUCUCACUGUCCGAGAGAUAACAAACGUCAUCUCUCAGUACAAAGACCUCAAACCUGUUAUGGAUGCGUACGUGUUUAAUGACGGAUCAUCCAGAGACUUGAUGAGCCUCACAGGAACUGUUCCAGUUAGUUAUAGAGGGAAUGUGUAUAAUAUCCCCGUGUGCUUGUGGCUGCUGGAUACGUAUCCCUACAAUCCUCCCAUAUGUUUUGUGAAGCCCACCAGUGCGAUGAUGAUCAAGACCGGCAAACACAUCGACGCCAACGGCAAGAUCUACCUGCCAUACCUGCACGAGUGGAAACAUCCUCAGUCAGAUCUGUAUGGGCUCAUCCAGGUCAUGAUUGUGGUGUUUGGUGAGGAGCCGCCUGUUUUCUCCAGACCCACCACACAACCUCCUUACCAGGCCUUCCAAGCAGCCGGACCCCCGAACCAGUCCUAUAUGCCAGGAAUGCCAGCAGUAUCUCCAUACGGGCCCAACCCAAACCCCUGUGGUUAUCCAGGUUACCCUUACCCGGGAGGCAAUGCUUAUCCUGCCACAGGCGGUCCAGCGCAUUACACUUCCCAGACUCCUGUCACUACUGUGGGUCCAAGUCGUGAUGGUACCAUCGGUGAGGACACCAUCCGAGCGUCGCUGAUCUCAGCCGUGAGCGAUAAACUGCGCUGGAGAAUGAAGGAGGAGAUGGACAGAGCGCAAGCCGAGCUGGACGCCCUGAAGAGGACGGAGGAAGACCUGAAGAAAGGACACCAGAAGCUGGAAGACAUGGUGUCCCGCCUGGACCAGGAAGCGGCUGAGGUGGACAGAAACAUCGAGCUCCUCAAGAAGAAGGACGUGGAACUUAGCGAAGCUCUGGAGAAGAUGGAGAACCAGUCGGAAAACAAUGACAUUGACGACGUGAUCAUCCCAACAGCCCCGCUCUACAAACAGAUCCUGAACCUGUACGCAGAGGAGAACGCCAUAGAGGACACCAUCUUUUACCUGGGAGAAGCCCUGCGGAGAGGAGUCAUCGACCUGGAGGUCUUCCUCAAGCAUGUGCGUCUGCUGUCCCGAAAACAGUUCCAGCUGCGAGCGCUCAUGCAGAAAGCGCGAAAGACAGCCGGACUCAGUGACCUUUACUGACCCUGCGCUCCAGCUCUGAUCACACGAGCCAGACUCGGAUCUAAUCGCUCUGUGGUAUGUCAGUGGGAGUUUAGCUGUUAAUGAUAUUUUACUUCUGAGAGAGUUUUUUAGCUACUGUAACCGGCUGACUUUAUUUUCUUGAUUAGGAAAAGGCACAAUUGCAAAUCGGGUACAAUAUUUGAACGCUAAAAGGAAAAACUAGACCUGAGCAUUAGAAGUAAAUGAGAUGUCAUAGACUUAAUGUUCCUUCUUUCAUGUGAGCUUCUUGUGGCAGGCCUUUGGCUUUAGAUACUACUGUUAUUAACCGUACAGAGUGAUAACUUUUAAAAUGUGACGUCUGCAGGAAGUAUAUGAGGAAAUUGCUCUCAGAUGUGGAUAGCGACUCCUGUUUUCAUUCAGGCACUGUUUCAAAGUGUAGUCAUACUCCAUAACUAUGUGAAUCUCACAGGAAAAUUCACCUCAAAAUAAAAUAUAUAUUUUCUGCAUAAAACAUGUAGGACUAUUAAUAUUUUUUUUAGAUUGUGUAAAAUAUUAAGUACAUUUAGGUAAAAAUGUUGGGGGGGGGAAUUAAGUACAUGUACUGCCAAAAUAUCUAAUUAAAGUGAUCAGAAAAAGAAAAAAAGGCAAUACUGUAAUGCAGUAAAAAUAAUCCAGUUCAUUUUGGAUUCUAAUUUUUAAAAAAUUAAAAACAGCAUAAAUUAAAUUCAGUAAAACAAAUCAGAUAUUUAAAAUGUAUUUUAUAAUUUAUUUUGUAUUUACAAUGAGAAUUUGAGGGAAAAUGUGCUUUAUCACAUUGCAAUAACUCUUUAUGCAAGUUUUCUUUAUGCAGCAUAUUACUUAUUAUUCCUUCCUUUGAUUUUGGGGUGAAAUAUGACAUUUCUUGACCAGUUUCUGUGAGAUUCACCCAACUUAUGGAGAACAGUGACUGAGAACUUAUGGUUCCAUAUUUCAAUUUUAUUACAUUUAUUAUUUAUCUCAUUGCAAUUGGGAACUAUUUGCUGUUCCAGAUUUAUUGUAACAUUGUUACAACUGUAUAUCAUUUCGCUGUACACAAAGUUUGGUUUGUGACUAAUAAUGUUUGAAAACUGAAAAGAUAUAAUCUGUUGCACUGUACUUUUUUUUUUUUUUUUUUACUUUUUAUUCUUCCAAAUGUUUAAAAAAAUUCUUACCUGUUACAUUUCAGUCAGUUGUCUUAAUGCACUUUUUGGAUGUGAAUUAAGAUUUUUAAGACUUGAGUUGAAUUUCUUAGUGAGACUUUACCCCCUUAUCUGCUAAUAUUCGUUCCUAUUUGUAGCAGGCUGUAGAUUAUGAUGUCAGGCAUAUCAAUAAAAGAACAUGAUCUUAAAUCAUGAUAGAUUUGUGAAUGGUCAGCACCUUGCAUCAUUUUUUCAUAUCAGUGCAUGUAAUAAAUAAUUGGCAGGUGCCAUUGUGCUAACCUGUAUUUGACCUUGAGGUUUUGAACUCUAGACGGGCCUGAUAUUGAUGCUAUAUAACUUCAUGCACCUGAAAUGCUCUAGUAAACUUUUGACACAGACAGUUUAGACAACAUUGUCCACUAACCCAGUUUGUUUCUGUACAGCUGUUAUUUCUAUUCAUUCUGCAGAACAAAGAGACGGACAGGCAGCUUUUGUAGCUAGUCACACUGUUUAUUCAGUCACGGGCUGUGUCUCAAUUCUACAAUCACACGCUUCAAGUAACCACUAUAACCGUCGCUGUUGUCUCACCACUCGGCUGGGAGUUUUUCAUUACAUGAAAACUUAAGUUAUAGUUAACUUAAGUUAUUCAAUGUGUUUACAUGCGCAAUCUUGCAAUGUUUACGAUGCUAAAAUGCUUUAAACAGUGUUCUGCUCGUAAAGUGAUUUCUCUCUGCAUGUUAAGUUAUUUGGAUUCUGUCAUGUUAUUAAAUGGACCAUAGUUAUGUAACAUGUACAGAACAAAUUCAUUCGUAAUCAUUCGUAAAUACAUUCUUAUGCAAAUUGUUGCAUUCAAUUCAAUCAACAUUGUUAACUCCCAUUCAGUUUAACAAUUCAAAAUGAAAAACAAAUCUAAGGUUAACUGUCGCAUUUCAUGUAGAAAUUCUAAAUUGUUCGUAAAACCAUUCUAAGGAAAAUUGUUGCAUUAAAUUCAACGUGACAGUUCAAAAUUGUUCAUAAUACCAUUUUUGCAUUAGUUGUCACAUUUAAUGUAACUGAAAAUGUAAAACAGUUCAAAGUUAAAGUGUUGCUUUAAAUUCAAUGCGACAAUUCAAAAUCAUUCAUUAAACCAUUGAGUUAACUGUUGCAUUUAAUGUAGAAAUUCAAAAUUGUUCGUAAAACCAUUCUAAGAUAAAACCGUUGCAUUAAAUUCAAUGUAACAAUUCAAAAUUGUAAAUAAAACCAUUCUUUUAAAGCAGUUCCAAGUUAAAUUUUUGGAACAAAUUCAAUGCGAAAAAUUUAAAUCAUUCGCUAAACCAUUGUUGCAUUAAUUGUUGCAUUUAAUUUAGAAAUUCAAAAUUGUACCUACAAUAAUUCUAAGGUAAUUAACUGAAUUCAAUUCAAUGCAAAAAGUUAUGCAUGAAAAGUUGGCCAAUUUACAGAUUUUUGUUCUGCUUGUUUCACAAAUGAGGACUAUUGUGCGUAUGUCUUUUUAUAAUUUGAUGUCAAAUCCUGCCAC